Molecule: messenger RNA, 3797 nt
Organism: Aphanomyces astaci
Lineage: Eukaryota; Oomycota; Saprolegniomycetes; Saprolegniales; Verrucalvaceae
Exons: 12
Coding region: 22-3228 (1068 amino acids)
Biological process (GO): negative regulation of toll-like receptor 9 signaling pathway; apoptotic process
Source: RefSeq, a predicted model, not a curated record
GUCGCAGAACCAAGGGCACGGAUGGCCGCCGCGGCUGUCUCGAGCGAACGGCGUCUGUCCAAAACUCCUGUCCACCAGCAGUUGCUGUCCUGUACCAUUGUGGUUGGAUCCACGGAGCUUCCGUGUCAAUUCGAGUAUCGCGACUAUGUCCAAACGCUGGUCAAACUUGCGCAGGUUCAUUUCGUGAACGAGCACAACGGCGACGCGAGCCAGCUCGUGGGUCUGCGCAACCGUCGCACCAGUCGAGAUCUGUACUACUUUAGUGCCGCGGGAGAAGAAAUCCAAAACGGCGACGUCUUGGAAGGUCGGCCAUACACUGCCGCCCCUCCGACCGUCAGCGAAUCCGCCAUGUCCAUCGCGUCGACCGCCAACCGCCGGUUCAAAAAGCAGAUGGGGCGUCCGGGUCUCUUCUCCGUGGUGCUCCACUCUGCCCAUAGCUUGACGGAAUGGACAGACAGAGCGCUCGUCGCUACCGUGCAACUACAGCCGUACGCGUCGAGCGUGGACACGGCCGAGAGUUUCUCGCACGAGUGGCAUGCCUCCAUGACGUUCAAGCACCCAGAUCCAUCCACCGACCACGUCUUCCUCGAAAUCACACUGCGCACUGCCGCCCCCACGCCCCGGUCGACGCCUUCGUCCAGUCGACUGCCAUCUUCUCCGCGAUUCGACAGCGGUGUCGUGGGCCACGUCCGCAUACCCAUGAGUCGGUGCAUCCUCACGCCAGGCAUAUCUGUGACAGAAUCCAUCCCCAUGGACCCCCCCCUCUUGUUUACCGCAUCCCCCAGAUCCUCGUCCUCCUUCUCCUCGUCUCUAUUGUCGCCAACUUCCAGGCACGUUUCCAUCACGUACGCCUUCCACCCCACCGUAUACCACGGCCCCACGACGACCACCAUGGGGUUGUCUGGCAUUUCACCGUUGGCAGCCAAAAUAUACAACUCGGCGCUGAAACCUCGUCGCAUGUCCAAGCCAGGGCCACCAGCACUGCCCCCAACGACCAAGCAGCCUCCGUCCCGCGGGUUCCUGUCCGUGUUUGUCAAAGGCGUGCACGUUUGUGGUCCGCAGUGCUCCAAAUUGGACGGCCACAGCACGCUGUUCACUCCCGACUUUGACCCGAUCGUGUCGAUGGGGUUCGAACAAGCGACCAAGGAGAUGUACGUCCACGCCACAGAGUGCCACGCGGUCGUGUUCAAGAAAAAGUACGACGUGCACAGCGUCAACUCGGAGUUUGAGGUCGAUUUGCUCAAGCCUAUAGCGAUCGCAGCGUCGCCCAGCGCCACGCGCUUGAAGAACGGCAAGCAAGCGAUCCGGUACGGCAGCGUGCGCAUCGGCAUGGCGGAGCUCCUCCAACGAGAAGGCGCGGCGUGGACGAUGGCGCCGACGCCGCCGACCCUCGGGCCGGGCAAGAAACCCCCCGAGCCCGGCUUUGACUGGUACAUCUUGCGGCAGUCGGACGAAGAAGUGGGCCUCGUUCACAUUCAAGCCACGUAUCGCGAAAACAUCGGGGCGAUGUUCAGCACGACGCUGCAUCCCGACGCAACGUACGUACGCCCAGACGAAAUCGAGUUCAACGCUGACUUGAUCAAGCGCAACAUUGAGCGCCUCGACGCGCUCGUUCAAUCCAUCCAAAGCACCAAGGUGGUGGUGCACGAGCUGCUCGAGUGGAAGUCGCCGGCGCAGACGCUCGUGACGUGGGCGAGUCUGACGCUGGGCGUGUGGUACUUUCCCACGUCCCAUGCGCCGGCAGUCGUCCUCGUGGGGCUUUUGGUAGUGCUGUUGGUGAAUUUCCAAUACUUUUGGCGCGGCGGCGUCCAGCGGCAGUGGACGUUUUACGACCCGGACGAAGUCAAGAUGAAGAUGUUUCGGUCCGUGGCCACCCUUCGCGUGGUGCCACUCGGAGCUGAGAACCUCGUACAAGUGGUAAAAGACGUCGAUGGAAAGCAACCGCCGCCGCGACCGCUCGACUCGUAUGUGCGCAUCGUGUACGAGCCCAACUUUAACGAGUUGCCGGAACGCCUCAUCGCCCAAACCAGCACCGUCAUGAAUUCGAUUCACCCAGUAUAUGGCCAAACCACCAAGAUGUCGUCGACUACUCAGGAUGAUGGGUUGUCUUCGUCCAUUGUAUCUACGAGUCGAACCUCUACUACGACGGCCCUGGCCAAGUGCAGUGGCGGGGGGAGCGGCGCCACCAUCGGUGGAGGACCCUCCACGGACAUACGAGCCCUCAACAACAAAUGGUUCAAAGAUCUAUUUGGGCACUUGAGUCCAUUGGCGAAAGAUGCGGUGUUGCAUGAUGUCGUGGAAGCGUGGAAGCGACGCGAUGGCAGCGGCGUCGACGUACACGCGUUCAAGUACCCGCUACUGCAACCCGUGCGUACCAACCCUGUGACAGAGCUGGAGGAGGUCCUCGACUGGGAAGCCACGCCGGGGGUGCUGCGCUUCGACGUGCUUCAAGAGAAUCCGCUGACGGCGUCGCAGAACCUGCUAGGCCAAGUGCGGCUACCGCUCAAGAUGCUCGUGACCUCUGGCCGCCUCGGGGGUGCGCAAAUCGAGCUCGAGAAGGCGUUUGCCCUCCAGAACACGCCGCCGUCGGGGGACGCCGACCCCCUGCGACCGGGGCCGUCGCUGACCAUCCGGGCCCAGCUCAUCCUCCGCGAUCCGUCCAAGCGGGUGACGUGGAAGGAGCGCCUCGCGUCCGAAGCCAUGUACUCGGUGCUCGAAAUGGAGAGCGCCAAGUCCUUGUCCCUUGUGGAGAAGUACCACAUGGCUCGGAAUGUCGCGCGGACAAUUCAGCACGAGCUGGGCAAACUCGCAGACUUGCUGGAAAAAAUCAAAAAUUUGUUCUUGUGGACGCAUCCGACGAAAACGGCCAUGGCGGCUGCGGCGCUGUGUGUCGGCGCCAUGAUCACGUCGGUGAUUCCAGUCAAGUACUUUGUGCUGUUUUCGAUCACGAAAAAGUUUACAAACCGGUUCCAUCGGCUGUGCGAUUUUCGGCUCGUGGACCGCGACAUGAUUCGGGUGCUGAAUUUCGUAUCAACGUUCCCGACAGACUUGGAAGAACAACAGAUGUUUCGCCAUGCCAAUCAAGCAUACUUGCGCGAAAAAGAGCACACGGCCGCCCAAGCCAAGUUGCAAGCGGACUGGGCGGGGUACAUCUACAAGCGGGGCGAAGGCGUGUUUGUGGGCUGGGCGGUACACGAUGUUCCAAUGUCCAACAACUACGUAGACUAAUGAUUGGGCCAUUAGCAUCGCUAUGCCGCUGUCCGCAACGGCAAACUCGAGUACUGGAACACGAUCGCGGAUGCCAAGCACGGCGUGCCUCCAAAAGGGCACAUCGUCCUGUCCCCUACCAUUGACAAGUGCACGAAAGCGGAACUGUCCAACGCCCCCAAAGACACGUUUCCGUUCGUUGUGUUCAACGUGGACCAUCGGCAUUUACUGGACUCGACUGAAGGCCGUCGCCGCAUCGUGGCUGUGACGACGGAACAAGACUACCAAGGGAUUGUCCGCGCCAUCCAAGACUCGAGUUGAGAGCAUAUCCCAAUAGCAGCACAAAGCAUAAAUCAAUUCAUACAAUAAAUCAAUUCCCGCAGUGUUAUACACGAGAUGUCGCUGUCAACCUGGGCCAAUCGAGCAUUCACGAAAGUGCGCCGGUUGCUUCGGUCGCCGCAACGACUCUUCGCGGUGUUGUGUGAAUCGCUUGAGCAACAUUUCCUUGCGCUCGACGUUCUUGACCUGCAUGUCCACUUGCUUUCUGACAAGCAAGCCACACCCAUGGAUAUAUAUACACAGAGUUCACG